This is a messenger RNA of Rotaria sp. Silwood1, 3618 nucleotides long. The record is from the annotation of a GenBank genome assembly. Lineage: Eukaryota; Metazoa; Rotifera; Eurotatoria; Philodinida; Philodinidae.
AUGAUAUGUGCUCCUAUAGAAUCAAAUCCAAUUAAUGUAACUUAUCGUACAUCAUCAAUGUUCACAGCAAUCAUUACUUACGACUGUCCUUCUAUGAACUUAUCUAGUUUAGAAAUACACAAUAAAACACCAGCGAAUUGUUCUCACACUGAAGGUUUUUCAAACGAUGAUUCAACUAGCAACGUUAACGUUACAUGUCACAGUAUUGAAAAUAAGGCUGGUCGAAACUUCGAAUUCGUUCUCAGUCAACAUGAACGUAAUCAAUUUAUUAACACGACUACUUUUAUCGUUACGCUUGCACCAUUAUUUCUUAACAUUUCGGCAAAUAUCACUAUAACAGUCGAUACAAAUCUAACAUCAGCAUUAAUUUCAGUAUCGGAUUGCGAGGAAAUAGCUGAACCAGACAAACUCAUGUUUGAAUGUGAUAGUUCCAAUGAAUUGAAUGGGUCUCGUUCAACAAACUGCACAUACAUAUGUGUCGGUGUACAACCGGGUUCUUUUUAUCAAGCAUCAUUGAUUCGAUUGAACAUUACACAAAUUGACAACAAUGAAACGUUUCCACAAGAAAUUAAAACUAAAACCUAUCACAUAGAUCUUGAUAAAGUAACAAAUUUGGCUUUACAUAAAUAUUUGACGAGUAAUGGAACAGCAGUGAUUCAUUUCACUCUUCCACGUGGACAUUAUGAUAAACUUCGUUUUGAUUGUAAUGCACAAGAUCAAUGUUGUAACGAAUCUGCUCAGAGUCUUACCAAUAACAUUAUAAACUGUUCCAGCUGCAAUGCCAUUUCGAUACCUGAAGUAGUUCAAGGAGUUGAAUACAUAUGUCAAGCUUCGACUAUGAAAGCAGAUUUCAAAAAUGUUACAUCGGAUAAAUUCCGGUUUAACACAAGUUUAGCACCUGUAUUGUACAAUGGACCGAACACCUCUAAUACAAGUCAUAUUAAUUUCAUUGUUACUCGUCAAAGUGAUUUUAAGAAUAUUAUAACACAAUGUAAAGUAGCUGGUGAUCAGUCAUCUUCUUGUCCUCAUAUUAUGGUUGAACAUGAUGAUUGCUCUACAAUUUUGCAACUGAAUGGAACUCGUGGAUGUGAUUAUGAAUGACCUAAAAUACCAACUGAUAAUGAGGUGACGAAUAAUAUUACUCCACAAGAAAAUCAUCCGGCAUCAACAAGCACUCAGUUUGUUAUUAAUAUAAACCUACUAUUAUUUUCUCCUGACAAUGGUAUUAUAGAAAAAUAUUUAAUUUAUGUUCGUCAAGAUAAAAGUAAUGAUAUGUCAGAAAUAAUUUUGAAUGGAACAUAUGCUGAAGCUUGGAAUAAUGUAUCAUUAGAUUAUUUGGCUGUCGAAAUUCCAAUCAGUUCUUCAUCAAAGAAUUUAGUAACAAAUGAUAGCAAUAUCAGUGUAUUACUUGGUAAUGAAACAAUAUGUUUAAAUCCGUCUGUAAAAUCUACUCCAUGCAAUGGUCCAUUAAAACCGUCGACAACCUAUAAAUUGAUUGUGAGUGGCUGUACAGUUGCUGGUUGUACUUCUGUGCUUUCCAAACCAUUUAGAACACAGAGUAAGUCAUAUUUACGUUUUUGUCUCUUGAUGCCUAUUAAAAUUGAUCAUAUUAAAAAAAUAGCACCACCACCCGACAAAUCAGGAUCGUCGAAAGCAUGGGUUGUUAUAUUUCCCCUAUUGGUUCUUGCUAUUGCUGCUGGACUAGCUGUAUGGAAACGCGAACCACUUAAACAAAUGAUUAAGAACAAUAUUAAAAAGGACAAAAAGAGUUUAGAAGAUGUUCGUAAAUCAUCAAUAUCAUUAUCAGCAAUAUAUACGGCUCCUAUGAAGAAACCAAAACCACUUUCUCAAUAUAUUAAUAUGACGAACGAAGAUGAAAAAGCAAUAUUUGCCGAAUAUCAAGUCAGGGAACGCACAGCUGUUCGACUAAGUGGUUCUCAUCGUAUUUAUGAUUAUAUCAAUGCAAAUGAAAUAAAAGGAUUCAACAGUAAUAAACAAUAUAUAGCUUGUCAAGGUCCAUUAGAAAAUACUUGUGAAGAUUUUUGGGACAUGAUUAUUCAAUAUGAUGUAAAGAAAAUAGUCAUGUUAACAAGAACAGAAGAACGAAAUCCUCAUAAUCCUUCACAAACAUUAUCAAAAUGUUAUCGUUAUUUUCCUGAUAACAAAGGACAAUUAAUAAAAUUCAAUAGAAUAUCUGUUCAAGUGAUCGAUGUUGAAUUUGAAAGAAAUGUAGAUCUUGAAAUUCGUUAUUUACUUAUUAAAGCUGAUAAUAACGAAUAUCGUGUAUUUCAUUAUUAUUUUACUGGUUGGCCAGAUUUUAGUGUUGUUGAACCACAAAAAUUACUUGAUCUCAUUCAAACUAUUAAUAAACAUGAACAAAAUCAAUUUAUUUCAGCUAGAAAAUCGAAAGACCCUGUAUUAGUACCGAUAGUUGUUCAUUGCAGUGCUGGUGUUGGUCGAACAGGUACUUAUAUAGCAGUAGAUACCAUUAUGCGUUCUAUUGAUCGAGAACAGAACAAUUUAUUAACAAUGCAACUUGAUGUUAUGGGUAUUGUUUAUCAGUUACGACAAGAUAGAGGAAAAAUGGUACAAACGAAGGAUGAUACAAAUUCAACAAAUAAUGUUAUUCAAACAAUUAAAUUUGCUUGUGAAUUAUCACCUGAAUUACGAAAAAUAUCAGAACAAACUUUAUUUCGUACAAUGAUUGAUCUUAAAGAUUUAACAAUGAUAAAAGCUUAUGCAGAAGCUUAUAAUAAAAUUGUAAAUAAUAUUUUAUUACGUAAUAAAAAUAAUUUACAAAUACGAAAUCAUUCUAAACGUCAAAAAAUUUGUUCACAUAUAACUCGUGAAUUUCUUCAUUUUAUUUUAAAAUUAUCUUCUCAAAAAGAUAAUCUAAUACAAAAUGAAUAUUCAUUUGAAUUAAUUGAUGAAUUAUUUAGAAAAUUUUCUUUACGAUCAGAUGAUAUAUUUAUUCAUCUUGGUUGUGCUUAUGGUCAUGUACCAUUACAAAUAGCAGCUAUGUUAUCAUGUAAAAAAUCAAUUGGAAUUGAAAAUAAUUCAGAUUUAUAUCAUUCAGCUAAAUUAUUCGAAAAAGAAUUUUCUUUUUGGAUGAAAUGGUUUGGAAAAACUUAUAGUGAUUUUCAAAUAAUUCAAGGAGAUUUUUUUCAUGAAAAUUUUCGAUCGAUACUUAAAUCUGGAAAUCUAAUUUUUGUUAAUAAUAAAUCAUUUUCAAAUGAUAAAAAUCAAAAUUUAAAAUUACGUUUUUAUGAUUUACAAAGUGAUUGUCGAAUAAUUUCAACACGACCAUUUGGUGAACCAAAUAGUCGAGUAACUGCACGAAAUAUUAAUGAUAUUGAUUCAAUUAUGUCUCUUGUUUCAAUUGAAGAUUUAAAAACAAAUUCACCAUUAAAAUUUUAUUUACAAACUAUUGAUUAUUCACGAAUUGAAAAAUAUUUUGAUGGAAUUCAUCGAAAACGAAAAUCAGAUCUUUGUCAAACUUUAUUCAAUGUUCAAGUUUCAUCAUCUUUACAUCUUCAAACUAUUUCCAAUGAUAUAAAUUCAUCGAAGAAACGAUUCAAAAAGAAACGACAAACAAGAUUUAUUCUUGACAAUGAAUAA